This is a messenger RNA of Hypomesus transpacificus, 1273 nucleotides long. It is a transcript of the gene her5, whose product is annotated as hairy-related 5. Gene Ontology annotation, molecular function: DNA-binding transcription factor activity, RNA polymerase II-specific; RNA polymerase II cis-regulatory region sequence-specific DNA binding; protein dimerization activity. NCBI's taxonomy places the organism in Eukaryota, Metazoa, Chordata, Actinopteri, Osmeriformes, Osmeridae. The record is from RefSeq and is a predicted model, not a curated record. Gene Ontology annotation, cellular component: nucleus. Gene Ontology annotation, biological process: anterior/posterior pattern specification; regulation of neurogenesis; regulation of transcription by RNA polymerase II. The coding region runs from base 27 to 689 and encodes 220 amino acids. The transcript has 3 exons.
AUUGGCUACAUUUCACAGCGAACACGAUGGAAACUGCUUUACCAAGAUCAAAACGAAGGGUCCCCAAACCACUCAUGGAGAAACGUCGGAGAGAACGUAUCAACCACAGUUUGGAAACUUUACGCCGUUUGUUGUUGGAGAACACACGUAACGAGAGGCUAAGCAACCCAAAGGUCGAAAAAGCAGAGAUUCUGGAGAGUGUGGUUGAGUUUUUGAGGACUGAGCAUGAGGGAGAACAUACAAAUCCGCCAAUGAAGAGGGCUCUCUCCACGGAGGGAAGGGAGUCCCCCUGCAAGCGCAGGAAGAACUACCAGGAGGGCAUGAGUUCAUGCCUCCUGAGAGUCAGCCACUUCAUCAACACCAAGAGCCAGGAACUAGAAGAGACCACUGAUACAGACACCUCUGUUUCGGAGUCAGUGGGUCUCGCAAUUCCUCCAACUCAUGUGCAGUUUUGCCAAUCUGCUGCCAUUACUUCCAGCCAAGACCCUGAAGUCAAAACCGGAGAGCAUUCGUUCCAGCACCUGCCCUCUCCCCACAGUCAGGUGUUUCAACACAGCCAAAACAAAGCCCCAGGUCUGUGCUGGCCAACCCAGAAGACUGGUCUCAGCCACAACCCCAGCAGCAGACAUAGUCCCUCUUCAGAACACACAGAGCUCAGUGACUCUGUGUGGAGGCCUUGGCCUCAGUAAUGACAGACAGCCUCUCUCAACCAUCAGCUCAGUUUGCAGUUGUUUGACACCAGAGAGAGAGUUUGAAAUAGCUGACACAUUUCCAAUCAAGCCCAGCAGGAUAGGGGGGGAUGAUAGGUGGCAAUGGAGUGGAGGUGUAAAUAUUGGGAUAACUGAGGUCCUGACCAUGGUAGUUGGUCAAACUUUAUACCUUAUUUGCUGUAGAUUGUCUUUUUGGCAAUGCAUUGAUCAUGCUGUGAUAUUGUAUGGAAAUAGACAUAUUUCCACUCAGUUUUUGGUCUUUUACACAUCUGUCUACUUUUGAGGCAAAGGACCACUUUUUUUGUACAUUGUUUUUAAAUGGCUUUUGUGUGUGUGUCCUGCUGUCAGGGUGUGCUCCAAUACUGUUGAAAUGUUUUUUUUUAAUCUGUUACAUAACUGUUGUGCACACAUCUGGUUCAUUUGGGGUUAAAACAUUUUUGUGGAAAGACAUUCUUAUUUUGUAUGAUGGUGUGACAUUGAUGAUCCAGUGUUUCGUCAAAAUGAAAAGCGUUUACAUCCUGUUUAUGUUAAACAUGGUACACGGUCAUCUUUAUUUUUAUAUU